AUGAUCAUCCACACACCGCGACGUCGUAUAUCGCCUCGCACCAAGCGCAAAUAUAGGGCUAUAAAGAAUUUUUUGCAGAAAGCCUUAGGUACAUCAUCUCAAGGAAAUAUUUAUACAAAUUCAACUAUAGAAGUAAGUGUCUCAGAUAUAAAAACCAAGAUCGAAGGAAUAGAACAACAACUAAACAAAGUCAGCAAGCAUUGUCGAGAUCUCUCGUGUCUUGAACGCAAAGUCCGAAGACAAACAGCAAAUCUCUCUGUUUGUAGCAAUCUUGACGAUAAAAGUAUCGGAGAAAAUUCUAAAUCUGAAAGAGAUCUUAAAAAUGUAGAAACAAAACUGUUAUAUAAAAAGACUGAUAGACAAUGUAACAGAACUGAUGAAGGUGAGAGUGCAAUUGAUAAUCAAAAUCACGAAAAUAAAAAUAAUGAAAAUAUGAAUUCUACAGCUUUUGAUCAAAAUUUAUAUAAUUUUCAUGGUAAACUAAAAAGACAACAUAAUGAAAAUGAAAAAUACAAAUUUCAUAGGCAUCAACGUAAAACAAAAUCAAAACAUGAAACUAUAUCGCCUGUUUAUUCCACCAGUAGCUUCCAUUCGUUCGUAGCGUCUAAACAUAAAAAAUAUGCAGAACUCAGUUGUUCUGAUUACCAUCAAAGAGGACGUUUUGAAAGCGAAGAUACUCAUUAUAUACCAGAUCCUAAUUUACAUAGAAAUAGAAAGAUUGUGGAAUAUGAUUGUAGAAAUAAAAAUAAAAAAUAUGAAGAGAGACGAAAAGAGAAAAGAAAUAGGCGUGAAAAUUCAGAGCUUGAUCAAGAUUUUAUAGAAAAAAUUAUCAAAAAACAAUAUAAACCAGUUAAAGUAUUUGGUAGACGAGAUUCAGACUUUAGUCAAUUUUCUGCACCCGUGUGUCGCGAUCAUGAAUUUGACAUUAAAGAAGAAAUUCAAGAAGGCAGCGAAUUGUGCUCUUGUUGUUUUGAUGAAUAUAGAAAACGUAGACACCGUUAUAUUCGAAACAAUGAUCCGAGUGAUAUGAGGAGCGUCUGUGACACUCGUUUGUACAGUUCUAAAAAACAUCAUCACCACAAAUAUCGUAACAGACACAUUGAUGAUUAUAAUAAUUCAGCAUAUUAUGACGUAGUUCCCGUAAGAGAGAAAUCAAGUCCACUGUCGAGAAGAAAACUUAUAGAAGAUAAUACAAUGGCUUAUCAGUACUGUAAAGAAGUACCACCUUCUCCUAGAACCCGUAGACCGAGAUUGAAUUUAAAAGCUCAAAAUAACGCAGAAUAUGGCGAUAGUCUCAUAAACGAAAGAUAUCGGAGAAGAAACACUCCUAUUCGGUAUCAUAACUACGACUUAGCUUCAGAACUUUCUCUCCAUCAAAGAUCCCACGAAAAUUUGGCAAAUAUUGAAACAAUGAGUAGUUUUCAGAGCGCCAAUUUAAUAGAUGAAAAAACGAACCAAACUAAUAACGACACGACUUGGAAUACAGAAAUAACAAAUGUGACUACUGACAAAACUGAUAAAGCUCUUGGCGAAAUAAAAGAUAUAUUACAAAGUUUUUUAAUUGAAGUAAAGAAGGAAUCUAUACACAGUGACAAAUGUAAUAUCACGAGUAAACUUGAAGGCAAAAGUUUUAAUAAAACUCAAGAAAGCGAUAAGAUUAACACAACAAUAAUUCCGAAUAGCGGUGAUAACUUUGGAACACAUACGGCGGGACAGAGUAGUAUGGCUCCAUUUCUACCCUCAUUCCCAAAUCCUUGUUGUUAUCCAAUAAUACCAGUAUGUCCUGUGAAUUGUUUGCAAAAUGGCUAUAUUUUACCUAAUUCAAGUUUCACUUGCACAGCUUGUGCUAAGGCCUCUAAAGAGAACGCAAAUGCUGAAAAAGAAAAUUCUAACAGAAGUGACACGAAUGAUAAAAUUAACACUUGCAACGAAACUCAAGAACUAAUUAAAGAAAUCUAUAAAUAUGUUUCACAAAAUCCAAAAACACCGAGAAAAGACGAUAGUAAUGACAACGAUAUUAAUAACCAUUCAAAAAAUGGUAAUCGUAGAUUAGAUAAAGUAAUUCUAACAAAUACAAGUGUCGGAGGAUGUUCCAAGACAUCUAAACAUGAUGCUAAUGUCGGAACACCUUAUAUGAGAUGUUUUUCUAAAAGUUGUGAAGCAAUUGGGUCGAGAAUGAAUUCAGAUACAUAUUACUCUACAAACGCUAGCUACUCUGAUACAAUUUUGGAAAAGCUUAGCUUAGAAGCUUCACAGUCAUCAACAGAUUCGGAUACCAGCAGUGAUAUUUCCGAAAAAAAGAUUCAUCGAAAUAAAUUUCACAAACUACUACAUUCAUUACGAUUAUUUAAGAGAAAGAAGAAAGAUGUCAUUGAGGAAGUCACCGAAUCUGAGAGUACAAUAGCGGUCAAUACUAAGCAUAAAGCAAAACCACCAUUCAAACAGCACAUUACAAACUAUGCGAUGCACGGUCAGGAAUAUUUCCAUCCGCCACCCAUACCAGGAACCUUCUGCCCUCCCCAUCCCGAAGGACAUUGUAGCUAUGGCCAAGGUUAUCCCCAUCGGCCAUUGCCUCCUGAGAUGUAUAGCCACUGCAAGUAUCCUAUAAAUCAGUUCGGUAUGCCUUACGAUCACAGGAUGCCACCCACAUGCAAUCCAAUGGUGCAUCCUCCAUGUCCAAACUACGACCCAUACAACCAAGUUCCACCUCAAGUACCACUAUGCCUAAAAGAGAUUGAAGUGAAAAGUAUCGGUACCCAAAGCCAAAGGAAAAUGUCGAUGUUUAGCAAGUUUGCUAAAAAGGUGCAACCUACUCAACAAGACGCAAGUCAACAAUACUCUAUACCGUCCCCAAAUAAACCAACUUUCUGGAAAUCCUUACAAGAGAAAACAAAACAACAAAAUUCGGAUCCCUUGGAUUUUUCUUUGAAAACCCAAAAACAAUUGGCUCAAGGAGAUAUGAAAUUAAGAAAUGCUAUGCUUAAAAAGUUAUUUUAUAAAAGAAACCCUUUUUCUCCAAGAAAUCUGAUAGUUAGGACUUUGCUUGGAAAAGACAAGUCUAGUUACGGCAAUCCGCCCAAGAUGUAUCGACCAAGAAUGUUCAUU
Molecule: messenger RNA, 3105 nt
Organism: Brenthis ino (lesser marbled fritillary)
Lineage: Eukaryota; Metazoa; Arthropoda; Insecta; Lepidoptera; Nymphalidae
Source: the annotation of a GenBank genome assembly